AUGGCGCUCCUCCUACUCCACCUGCCCACGCUGGCGCUUAACGCAACUGCCACGCUCGUCUACCCGCUCUACGCCUCGUACAAAGCGGUCACCUCCUCCUCCACCUCGCUCGCCGACAUGGAGGUAUGGCUGAUCUACUGGUCCGUCUUUGCGUGCUGGACGCUGCUCGAGUCCGUGUUUGGGUUCCUCUGGUCAUGGGUACCCUUUUACUACGAGCUGCGACUGCUGUUCAACGUCUGGCUGGUAGCGCCGCAAACGCGAGGUGCGACGUACAUAUACACCAACCAUCUGCAUCCGUUCUUGCAGACCAACCAGGAGCAGAUCGAUGUGUGGAUCGAAGAUGCCAAGCGCGCGGUGCGCGCCAAGGUGGAUGCGAGCUUGGGCGGGUUGUGGAGUGCGUCGCUCGGUGGGUCUGCUACAGAGAAUGCGGCUCCGGCGGUGCCAGUGUCAGGGAAGGAUGCUCGACACAGACCGCCUGCGGGCAACGCUCCGGCGCCGCCGACGCAGCACAACCCGGCGCAAGCUCCCCUCUCGAUGUUUGGCAACCUCGUCAAGACUUAUGCUCCCGUAGCCAUCGCUUCCGCGCGCAACUUCCUGGAGACCAAAGCUCCCGCGCCCAACGUCGCCGCUUACUCUAUCCCUGCAACCGGCGGCUCGCGCGAGGACGCAAUGCACAGGCGUCGACAGCUCGAGUCGCAGCUCGCCGCGUUGGAUGCCAGUGGCGUGCCGUCGAGCAGCAGCAGCAGUUCAAAUUCGAGCGGCGAGGACGACGCGCACGUGCCCGUCACGGUCAUGGCCAACCCUGGGCCGAGGGCGAGGAGGGCGAGUGGCGCGGGCACGUUGAGGAACCGGGUUGUCUCGGGCAAGUCGACAGUCAAGGCGGGCGCAGCGAUGGGCGAGAGCUACGAUUUGCUGGACCAGAACGACCUGGCGCCGCUGCAGGGCAGUCCGGCCAGGGACGGCAAGAGGAAUUGGAUGCCGUGGAGUCCUAAGGAGCUGUAG
This is a messenger RNA of Sporisorium graminicola, 1002 nucleotides long. RefSeq lists its product as uncharacterized. The transcript has a single exon. The coding region runs from base 1 to 1002 and encodes 333 amino acids. Lineage: Eukaryota; Fungi; Basidiomycota; Ustilaginomycetes; Ustilaginales; Ustilaginaceae. The record is from RefSeq and is a predicted model, not a curated record.